Messenger RNA from Lachancea fermentati, 1455 nucleotides. NCBI's taxonomy places the organism in Eukaryota, Fungi, Ascomycota, Saccharomycetes, Saccharomycetales, Saccharomycetaceae. The record is from the annotation of a GenBank genome assembly.
AUGCCGUCGAACUAUCCUUUAUUCCCUUCGUUGGAUAGCGACAAGAUCCGCAACGAUUUGGUCCCAGAAAUACUGCAAUGGGGUUUAGUGAAUGGGUUGGUAAUGUACCCUUCAAAUCAUAAACUGGACUCAACAUCCAUUGCUCCGACCACGGUGUAUCCUACUCCUUUCCCCAAAAAGAGUUUUGAUCAAGCUGUUUCUGUUCAAAAAGCUUAUAAUAGGCUUUAUGCUACAAUUUCCCAGGAUGGGCAUGAUCACUGGUUGAGUCGCGAGAUCAGUAAGCUGGCGAAAUUUGACCCGGAUUUCACUGGAAAGCUCUGGGAUCUUUACCAACGUGCGGUUACAGAAGGUAUAAGUCAGCCGUUGGCUUUAGGUGUUUUUAGAUCGGACUAUUUGCUUGACAACCAGGAUCUGGAAGUCAAGCAGGUUGAAUUUAACACCGUUUCUGUUUCUUUCGGUGGUCUUUCUACUAAAGUCGGUGAAUUGCACAAGUUUCUCAACGAUUCUGGUAAAUAUACAACAACUGGCGAUGUCUUUUACAAUCAAGUGAUUCCAGUUUCGGAAUCUGCAGAAUUACUAGCGAAAGGAUUAUCGGAGGCAGUGCUUAAGUUCCCUGCUGCUAAAGAUCACACAGUUGUUGCUUUUAUUGUUCAAGAUGGAGAACGAAAUGUUUUCGAUCAACGCAUAAUCGAAUACAAUCUCUUCAAAUUAUAUGGUAUCAAAUCCGUUAGAAUUACUAUUCAUGACGUGCAUUUAAAGACUGUGGUAGAUUCAAAAACAAAGAGAUUAUAUUAUUUGGAAACAGGAGAAGAAAUUUCCUUGGUUUAUUUCAGAGCCGGAUACUCUCCAAGCGAUUUUAAGAACGAACAAGAUUGGGAAAAUAGGCUAGCAUUAGAAACUAGUUUCGCCAUCAAGGCACCUAAUAUCCUGACACAAUUGGCAGGCGCUAAAAAGAUUCAGCAGAUUCUCACUGAUGAAGCAGUCUUAAAAGAAUUUAUUAAUGACGAGGAUACGUUAGACAAGUUAAAAUCAUCAUUUGUAAAAAUCUACCCAUUAGAUGAUACUGAACUGGGAAAAGAAGCCAAGAAAAUUGCUAUGACUUCACCCGAGAAGUUUGUUCUAAAGCCUCAAAGAGAAGGGGGGGGGAAUAACAUAUAUAAAGAGGCCAUUCCAGGUUUCCUCAAAAGUAUCCCAGAAGAAGAUUGGAGUGGCUAUAUUCUUAUGGAGCUUAUCAAACCAGAGCCCACUACACAAAACAUGGUAUUGAGAGGCAAUUGCAUUUCAAAUGAACCCAUUUUGAGUGAAUUAGGAGUGUUUGGGUACGUUUUGUUUGAUAAUUCAACCAUAUAUACAAACGAGUAUGCGGGAUGGCUUCUAAGAUCCAAAUCUAGCUCUUCGGAUGAAGGAGGAGUUGCUGCAGGAUUUGGUUGUGUUGAUAGCGUGCUAUUGUAUUAG